Molecule: messenger RNA, 1057 nt
Organism: Rhodofomes roseus
Lineage: Eukaryota; Fungi; Basidiomycota; Agaricomycetes; Polyporales; Fomitopsidaceae
Exons: 3
Coding region: 127-771 (214 amino acids)
Source: RefSeq, a predicted model, not a curated record
CAAUCUCAGCAAGACAGUUCAUCGGAAGACGAGAGAACCCUAGGUGUGAAGUUCAAGAUAACUCAACAGGUCGUCGCCGUCCCGGCCGAGUGGGGACUACAUGGCGCCGAUCAGGUAACUCCCUCAAUGAGGUCUGUUGAAGAAAAAGCCCUGCGCUUUGAGGACCUUCGUCUUCGGAUUCACGCGUUCAAUUGCGAACGUGCUGCGGUCACCGCUGAUCUCAUGAUCAAGCACGCCAGGCUCCAAUCCCAACUUCGUACGGACGCAACCACAGCUGCCGCGUACCAGAUGAGAGCAUGGAGAGACUACUACACCGCCAGCAAGGCCGCUGGAGAGCUCGGCGAAGAGAUACCUCGUCCAGUGUUCCCUGCCACUCUGGAAUCGUUCGAAACGUUCCUGCCCGAUAUCUCAACCCUUCUCAAAACAUCAAUGGCUCCGUACUCUCCAGGCUGGAUCAACCUCGGGCAUGGCCAAUCAGCUCCUGAAGGCUCGUCCGCGACUACGGGAAGCUCUGCCGCGACUACGGGAAGCUCUGCCGCGACUACGGGAAGCUCUGCCGCGACUACGGGAAGCUCUUCCACGACUACUGGAAGCUCUUCCACGACUACUGGAAGCUCUUCCACGACUACUGGAAGCUCUUCCACGACUACUGGAAGCUCGACUCCUGCAGCCUACAACCUCCGUGCCACUGACUUGGACAAACAUGUUCAGAUUCAUGUUGCCGGGGCCGACAUAAAGGGCCAGAAUACCGACUUUUCGCUCCAAGAUUAAGUACAGAUCCAGCCCAUCCCAAGUGCCUCGUUUCGGACUCGUUCUCGGUUUGGACUCGCUGUCGUUCUGGACUCGCUCUCAUUGUAGGCAUGCUGUCGUCUCGGGCUCGCUCUCGUCUAAGCCGCUCAAAGGCUGUACUGUGUAUAUUUCUGGCUGUAAUCCCUGGACAGCACUUUACACCGUGUCUGCCUUCCGAAUCUCUGUACUAUAAUUCAUGCCCCCUAGCGUACAAACGCAUCUGUUCGUGCACCUGGCGCGCAAGUUAAAGCCUCCGCUCAGUUGCAAU